Cantharellus anzutake is the source of this 891-nucleotide messenger RNA. RefSeq names its product PRP38 family-domain-containing protein. Lineage: Eukaryota; Fungi; Basidiomycota; Agaricomycetes; Cantharellales; Hydnaceae. The transcript has 5 exons. The record is from RefSeq and is a predicted model, not a curated record. Bases 1 to 891 code for a protein of 296 amino acids. Gene Ontology annotation, cellular component: precatalytic spliceosome.
AUGGCAAAUACAACCGUACGAGGGGCGACUCAAAUCCACGGGGCCAAUCCUCAGUUCCUGAUAGAAAAAGUGAUACGUUCUCGUAUAUAUGAGUCGACCUAUUGGAAGGAACAUUGCUUCGCUUUGACAGCUGAAUCACUCAUCGACAAGGCCAUCGAGCUCAACUGCAUUGGCGGCGUAUAUGGAAAUCAAAGACCCACGCAGUUUAUAUGUCUGCUGUUAAAACUUCUUCAAAUACAACCUGAGAAGGAAAUUCUUGUCGAGUAUCUUUUAGUGGAUGAGUUCAAAUAUCUGAGAGCGUUGGCAGUAAUGUAUAUACGAAUGACAUUUCGCCCUGUUGACGUGCAUGAACUCCUCGAACCCCUGCUAAAGGAUUAUCGAAAGUUGCGUCUGAGGAACAUGAGCGGUUACGUGCUUACUUAUAUGGAUGAGUUUAUUGAUCAGCUACUCACGGAAGAACGAGUUUGCGAUACCAUAUUACCGCGAAUCCCCAAACGAAAUGUCCUGGAAGAGACGGAAGGUUUAGCUCCGAGAACAAGUUCACUGAUGGAAGCCAUGGAAGGAAACGAAAGAAAGCUUGAGCAAAGACGUAGCAGGAGUCGAAGUGACAGUCGCAGCGGGAGCCGUAGCACUAGUCGUAGCCUAAGUAGGGGUAGGAGUAGGAGUCGAAGUAGAAGCGGGACACCUCCGUCGGACGCGGACGCGAAUGGGGAAGACAGAUAUGUUUCAAGAAGCCCUUCAAGAUCUGGCUCAAGUUAUCGUUCCCGAAGUCGAAGCAUCUCACCAGAUCGGAUGGAUCUUGACGAUGGUGAUAGGCAAGAGUCGGAUCUCUUUCCUGGAAUUGGCGGAGCGAUAAAUGUCGAUAUCGACGCCAUUCCCGGAGAUGUUUAA